AUGCGGCUGGCAGCGAUCUUCGCGGCACCAGCUCUGGGCCAAAAUUACUUUUACUCGGACUAUGGUCUUUUCGGCUCCUCAAAUAAUGGUGCCAAGUUCGGUUCAACCUACACCUCCGCAGAGAACACCAAGCAAGCACAAGGCAACGGUAAAUUCUGCCACUCAACCGCGGACAAGCUGAUCUACCGAUGGGAUCGCUCAAAGUACGGCUACUUCAGCUACUACAACCGAGUUGAGUGCGUCGGCGAAGAGUUCUACUGCUUCAUCGAAGAGCGCGCCCACUUCGGCCAAGUCUACGGAAUCAAAGCCGGCUGCGCGCAAAUGAUGAACCAUCCUCAAGUCAAGCGACCCACAACGCCUGCCCUGCAACAGUGGAACAAUCGGGAAGCUGGCCGAGGCCGCGGGUUCAAAAACAGCGGUGACAGCGACACACUCAACGUCUUCUACGGCGUCGGUGGCUGUAUGGCCAUGUCAGCGCAAAAUCAGCAAGAUCAUCUUGACAGCAGCGUUGAUACCUUCAACAACAACAACUACCACAAGCAAUUCGACUGGUAUCAGGCCCAAUGCUUGCGGCUUGAAACGAAUGCAGAUAAUUCCAAACAGAAAGAUCUCCUUCCUUUUGGCGUCUCUGUCUGCCGAGCCUGCUGCAUUGCCGGAGCUGAUGUCGAAACGGACUACAGCGCAAACAACAAGAAUCCCUGUAACUUCCUUCCAUAUGCUAGCUCUGGUGAGCCAGCCAUCCCAACAUAUGGCAACUUCGAUUGCUUCGUGAACGCAAAUCAAACAACUGCCUGCGUUACCAACACCGCCGUCGACGACUGCCUUAUCUGCAACAAGGAGAUCGUCCCAUCCCUCGAAAUGAUCAGCUACUCAAGCACUGCUCCCGUCAGUCUUUUCACCGCCGCCGCGAACCAUGCUUGCGCCACUUCUCCAUGCACCCCUGCUGUCAACAAAGUCAGAGGACGCGACAUCUGA
This is a messenger RNA of Oikopleura dioica, 975 nucleotides long. Lineage: Eukaryota; Metazoa; Chordata; Appendicularia; Copelata; Oikopleuridae. The record is from the annotation of a GenBank genome assembly.